UUGUCGGCCAUGGUGUGGUGGUAUAAAUGAUAGAGUUUAUAACAUGUUAAGUUAAAUGAAAAUUUAACUUUAAAAGAAUCAUGGCAGAUUCAUUAGAAGGAUCAGCUUCUCAACCUCCUUCUGUAUCUCAACCAGUAACCUCUGAAUUAGCUGAUGUUAAUGUUUUUAUAAAAUAUAUUAAGAGGGUGGUACCGGUGUUGUUGGAAGAUGAUGACGAAGUACACCCUGCUCUGGUCGCUGCUUUAUCCGACAGAAAUAAUUUAGAGAUUCUAAAAAAAUUUAUUGGAGAUCCGCAAUGUCGAGCACUUUUAAUACAACGAUCUUCUAGUAAAGAUGAUGAAGAGGUUACUGAAGCAGGUGGAGAAGGGGAUGAAGAAAAAGAAAAUGUUGUAUAUAUCAUAUCUGAUGAUGUACGUUUUACGAAUCCAAAAGUUAACAGUAUUGUUAUCAUCAAGACCUCAUCUGUCAUUGAGGCUGACAAGAAAAUUGUAUCUCAAGUACGGGUAAUGAAUUUGAAUGAUGCAUCUCCUUAUGAAACUCUUCAUUCAUAUGUCAGCAGUGCUGUAGCUCCUUAUUUCAAGUCUUAUGUUCGGGAAACUGGCAGAGCUGAAAGAGAUGGAGAUAAAAUGGCUCCUACUGUGGAGAAAAAGAUUGCUGAGUUAGAAAUGGGACUACUUCACUUGCAACAAAACAUUGACAUUCCAGAAAUAACUCUUCUUAUUCAUCCUGCUGUAGCUGCAACAAUAAAAAAAGCCAGUGAUGAAGGUAGAAAAGCAACUGUAAAUGAUUUUGGUGAUAAAGUAGAAGAUUCAACAUUCCUAAAUCAAUUGCAGAAUGGAGUAAAUAGAUGGAUUAGAGAAAUUCAAAAGGUUACUAAAUUGGACAGAGAUCCAUCAUCAGGCACUGCACUGCAAGAAAUUAGUUUUUGGUUGAACUUAGAAAGAGCGCUUUUGCGUAUUCAAGAGAAGAGAGAAAGUCCUGAAGUUGCUUUAACCCUUGACAUUUUAAAGAAGGGAAAACGUUUUCAUGCAACUGUCAGUUUUGAUACUGAUACAGGUUUAAAACAAGCUUUGGCAACUGUAAAUGAUUAUAAUCCUCUAAUGAAAGAUUUUCCCUUAAAUGAUUUGCUAUCAGCAACUGAGCUUGACAAAAUCAGAACUGCACUUGGAGCUAUUUUUUUCCACCUGAGAAAAAUUCGCAGCACCAAAUAUCCGAUUCAGAGAGCACUGCGUUUGGUGGAAGCAAUAUCGAGAGAUCUAAUGAAUCAACUCUUAAAGGUACUUGGUACUCGAAGACUAAUGCAUAUUCCAUUUGAUGAAUUUGAAAAAGUUUUAAAUGCUUGCUUUGAAGUCUUCAGCACAUGGGAUGAUGAAUAUGAUAAACUUCAAGGAUUACUUAGAGAUAUAGUAAAAAAGAAAAGAGAUGAGCAUUUGAAAAUGGUCUGGCGUGUAAGCCCUGCUCAUAAAAAAUUACAAGCUCGAAUGGAACAAAUGAGGAAAUUCCGUCGACAACAUGAACAGCUUCGAACUGUUAUUGUGCGUGUUUUGCGGCCAUCAGUUGUACCAAGGCCUCCUCAACAAGCAGGCACUCCAGUUGAGCAAGAUGCAGCCGAAUCAAAAACAGAUUCACUUGAUGCUGCAGAUGUCAAUGCCAUUGAAGAAGUCAAUCUGGCAUAUGAAAAUGUCAAGGAAGUGGAUGGUUUGGAUAUUUCUAAAGAAGGAACUGAAGCAUGGGAAGCAUCUUUACGUCGGUAUGAAGAACGAAUUGAUCGUGUGGAGACAAGGAUUACAGCCCGAUUGCGUGAUCAGUUAGGAACAGCAAAGAACGCUAAUGAAAUGUUCCGCAUAUUUUCACGAUUCAAUGCUUUAUUUGUUCGACCCCACAUCCGUGGUGCUAUCAGAGAAUACCAAACACAACUCAUUCAGAGAGUAAAAGAUGACAUAGUUGCUCUUCAUGAGAAGUUUAAAGUACAGUAUCCUCAGAGUAAGGCAUGUCGUAUGAGUAGAGUUAGAGAUUUACCUCCAGUGGCAGGAUCCAUCAUUUGGGCUAAGCAGAUUGAUAGACAGCUAUCUGUAUAUAUGAAAAGAGUUGAAGAUGUUUUAGGUAAAGGAUGGGAAAACCAUGUUGAAGGACAGAAACUAAAAGCUGAUGCAGACAGUUUUCGUGUUAAAUUAAACACUCAAGGGAUUUUUGAUGAUUGGUCCAAAAUGGUUGCACAGCGCCAAUUGGGUGUUUCUGGAAGAAUAUUUACCAUUGACAAUACUCGAUCUCGAACUGGCAAAGGAAGUGUACUUAAGUUAAGAAUUAACUUCUUGCCUGAAAUAAUCACAUUAGCCAAGGAGGUGAGAAAUCUGCGUUGGUUAGGAUUUCGGGUUCCUUUAGCCAUAAUUAAUAAAGCUCAUCAAGCAAACCAGCUUUAUCCCUUUGCUAUAUCACUGAUUGAAAGCAUAAGGUCAUAUGAAAGAACUUGUGAAAAGGUUGAAGAAAGACCAUCUAUAACACUGUUGGUUGCUGGCCUAAAGAAAGAAGCACAAAGUUUGAUUGUUGAGGGUGUUUCCUUAGUGUGGGAGUCAUACAAACUUGAUCCAUAUGUGCAAAGACUAGCUGAAAAUGUAUUUAACUUCCAAGAAAAAGUUGAAGAUCUUUUGUUUAUUGAAGAACAGAUUGAUAUAGAUGUUCGCUCACUAGAAACUUGUGCAUACAGUACUAACAUAUUUGCUGAUAUUCUCAAUAAAAUUCAAAAGGCUGUUGAUGACUUGAGUCUUCAUCAAUAUUCAAACCUUCAUUUAUGGGUGAACAAGUUAGACGAAGAAGUUGAGAAAAAACUUGCAUUAAGGCUUGAAGCUGGUAUUAAAGCAUGGACUAAAGCAUUGGAAGGAAAAGGUCAACAAGAUUCUGAUCUUGCUAAUGAUACUGAUACUACUACUGCUCAUAAAUUAGGUGGUGAUCCUCAAAUACAGACUCUUAUUCAUGAAAUUCGUAUUACAAACCAAGUCAUUUAUGUGAAUCCAAGUGUUGAAGAAGCUAGAUUUAAUAUCAUGCAACAGUUAUUUGCUUGGGAGAAUGUUGUUUUACUCCAAACACGCAUUCAAAGUUCGAGAUAUCAAGUUGGUUUGGAUCGACCAGUUUCAGAAUCCUACCGAAAUCUUCUAAGAAAAAUGCCAGAUGGUGCUUUAACUUUAGAAUCUGCUUAUCAAGAAAUUGAAAACAAAAUCAAGCAAAUGGAUUCCUAUGUAAAAGAAUGGCUUCGUUAUCAGGCAUUGUGGGAUUUGCAACCAGAAGCUCUUUACUCAAAACUUGGAGAGAACAUUAAUCUUUGGAUGAACACAUUGAUUGAAAUAAAGAAAUCAAGAACAACUUUUGAUACCACUGAAGUGCGUAAAGAAAUUGGUCCAAUAAUCAUUGAAUAUGCAAAAGUUCAAUCUAAAGUUUCUCUUAAAUAUGACUCAUGGCACAAAGAUGUUUUAGGAAAGUUUGGAUCAUUACUUGGAAAUGAAAUGGCUGUUUUUCACACCACUGUCUCUAAAUCUCGUAGUGAUUUGGAGCAGCAGUCUAUCGAAACAGACUCCACUUCUGAUGCUGUGACUUUCAUCACUUAUGUUCAGUCUCUUAAAAAGAAGAUGAAAGUUUGGGACAAAAAAGUUGAACUAUACCGUGAAGGUCAAAGGAUUUUAGAAAGACAAAGGUUUCAGUUCCCCAAUUCUUGGCUUCAUAUUGAUAAUGUUGAAGGAGAAUGGUCAGCAUUCAAUGAAAUCUUACGCCGAAAAGAUAGUGCUAUUCAAGUUCAAGUUGCUAGUUUACAAGUCAAGAUUGUAGCUGAAGAUAAAGCAGUUGAAGCUCGUACAAAUGAUGUUCUUAGUGAAUGGGAAAAAGCAAAACCAGUUGAAGGAUCACUUAAACCACAAGACGCAAUGGGACACUUAUCGCUUUUUGAAUCAAAAUUUACUCGUCUGAAGGAAGAUAGAGAUAAUGUUAUGCGAGCUAAAGAAGCUCUUGAACUUCAAGAACCAGGCAUUCUCAGUGCGACAGAUGAACGUUUACAAGUGGCCGUGGAAGAACUUCAAGAUUUGAAAGGAGUUUGGUCAGAACUUGCAAAAAUAUGGGAUCAGAUUGACCAAAUGAAGGAACAACCAUGGCUGUCUGUUCAACCAAGGAAAUUAAGACAGCAUCUCGACAGCUUGCUAAAUCAACUUAAAGAACUUCCUGCUAGAUUACGACAGUAUGCAUCAUAUGAAUAUGUGAAGCGGACUCUUCAGAAUUUCACCAAAGUAAAUAUGUUGAUUGUUGAACUAAAAUCUGAUGCAUUGAAAGAGAGGCAUUGGAAACAGCUGAUGAAACAAUUAAGAGUGAGCUGGAUACUUUCCGACUUAACUCUUGGUCAAGUUUGGGAUAUUGACCUCCAACGUAAUGAAGCCAUCAUUAAAGGAGUCAUCUUGGUUGCACAGGGUGAAAUGGCACUGGAAGAAUUUUUGAAACAGGUUCGAGAAGCUUGGCAAAACUAUGAAUUAGAUUUGGUGAGCUACCAGAAUAAAUGUCGCCUUAUCAAAGGCUGGGAUGACCUGUUUACCAAAGUUAAAGAACACAUCAACUCAGUUGCGGCUAUGAAGCUUUCUCCUUAUUAUAAGGAAUUUGAAGAAGAUGCUUUAGCUUGGGAAGAAAAAUUAAACCGUAUAAAUGCCCUCUUUGAUGUGUGGAUAGAUGUUCAGAGACGAUGGGUUUACUUGGAAGGCAUCUUUUCUGGAAGUGCUGAUAUUCAAACACUCCUUCCAGUUGAAACAUCUCGCUUUCAAAGCAUUAGUGCCGAGUUCCUCACUCUUAUGAAGAAGGUUUCCAAAUCUCCGCUAGUAAUGGAUGUAUUGAAUAUUCCCGGAGUUCAAAGAUCUUUAGAAAGAUUAGCAGACUUAUUGGGGAAAAUACAAAAAGCUCUAGGAGAAUAUUUAGAAAGGGAAAGAUCAUCUUUUCCCAGGUUUUAUUUUGUGGGCGAUGAGGAUUUGUUGGAAAUCAUUGGUAAUAGCAAAAAUAUCCCCCGUUUACAAAAGCAUUUCAAGAAAAUGUUUGCUGGUGUUGCUGCUAUCAUAUUAGAUGAAGAAGAUACAGUUGUCACUGGUAUUGCUUCUAAAGAAGGAGAAGAAGUUACUUUUGCAAAUCGCGUUUCUAUCAAGGAGCAUCCAAAAAUUAAUGAAUGGUUAACUCUGGUUGAAAAAGAGAUGAGACUUACUCUUGCUACUCUUUUGGCAUCUGCUGUGUCAAAUAUUGGACCUUUCAAAGGUGGAAACAUAGAUCAGAAGGAAUAUAUGAAAUGGGUGGAUAGUUAUCAAUCCCAAAUUGUCGUCUUAGCAGCUCAAAUUUCAUGGUCAGAAGAUAUAGAAAGUGCAUUACAUGCCAUUGCAAAUUCUGGUGGUAAUAAUUUGCAGCCAUUAGAAGAAGUACUUACAGCAGUUGAAACAACUCUUAACGUCUUAGCUGAUUCUGUCCUACAAGAACAACCACCACUGCGACGAAAAAAAUUGGAGCAUUUGAUCACCGAAUUUGUGCACAAAAGAGAUGUUACUCGGUUACUCAUCAAAAAAGGUGUUUCCAGUCCUAAGUCAUUUGAAUGGUUAAGCCGUAUGCGCUUUUAUUUCGAUCCUCGCCAAGCUGAUGUCCUUCAGCAACUUUCUAUCCAUAUGGCAAAUGCUAAAUUCAACUAUGGAUUUGAAUAUCUUGGUGUUCAAGAAAAGCUUGUCCAAACUCCUCUGACUGACAGAUGCUAUUUGACUAUGACACAAGCUUUAGAAUCAAGACUUGGUGGCUCUCCUUUUGGCCCAGCUGGUACAGGAAAAACUGAAUCAGUAAAAGCUUUAGGCCAUCAAUUAGGAAGAUUUGUGCUGGUGUUCAACUGUGAUGAAACUUUUGAUUUCCAAGCAAUGGGAAGGAUCUUUGUUGGAUUGUGUCAAGUUGGUGCUUGGGGUUGCUUUGAUGAAUUCAACAGAUUAGAAGAAAGAAUGCUUUCUGCCGUUUCUCAGCAAAUUCAGAUGAUACAAGAGACUUUGAAGAAUCAGCUUAGCCAGAAAACUAAUAUCAGUGUUGAAUUGAUUGGAAAACAAGUAAAUGUUAACCCUGACAUGGCUAUUUUUAUUACCAUGAAUCCUGGAUAUGCUGGAAGAUCAAAUCUUCCUGACAAUUUAAAGAAACUAUUCAGAUCACUUGCUAUGACUAAACCAGACAGACAACUUAUUGCUCAAGUUAUGCUUUUCUCCCAAGGCUUCCGAACAGCAGAAAAACUUGCCAGCAAAAUUGUUCCUUUCUUCAAGCUUUGUGAUGAACAGCUUUCUAACCAGUCUCAUUAUGAUUUUGGACUUCGAGCACUGAAAAGUGUUUUAGUGAGCGCUGGCAAUAUCAAACGUGAUAGAAUACAACGUAUCAAGGAUAACCUGGCUGAGCAGGGAGAAACAUUACCAGAAGGAAAGAUUGCUGAGCAACUACCUGAACAAGAAAUUUUGAUCCAGAGUGUUUGUGAGACCAUGGUCCCAAAAUUAGUGGCAGAAGAUAUUCCACUCCUCUUCUCUCUUUUAUCUGAUGUAUUCCCUGGUGUCUCCUACACAAGGGCUGAGAUGAAAGGUUUAAAGGAGCAGAUUAAGAAAGUCUGCCAAGAGAUGUACUUAGUUUGUGGGGAGAAUGAAGAAGUUGGUGGUCUCUGGAUGGAAAAAGUACUUCAGCUUUUCCAGAUUUCACAAUUAAACCAUGGUCUGAUGAUGGUCGGUCCCAGUGGCAGUGGUAAGUCUACUGCUUGGCAAGUUCUUCUUAAGGCAUUGGAGCGUUUUGAGGGUGUUGAAGGAGUUGCACAUGUCAUUGAUCCAAAGGCUAUUUCUAAAGAAGCCUUAUAUGGUACGCUUGACCCUAAUACCAGAGAAUGGACAGAUGGUUUGUUUACUCAUGUUUUAAGAAAGAUCAUAGACAAUGUAAGAGGAGAAAUCAGUAAACGUCAGUGGAUCAUAUUUGAUGGAGAUGUGGAUCCAGAAUGGGUUGAAAAUUUGAACAGUGUGCUGGAUGACAAUAAACUUUUGACAUUACCAAAUGGUGAACGUCUUAGCUUACCACCUAAUGUGCGAAUAAUGUUUGAAGUGCAAGAUCUGAAGUUUGCUACUUUAGCAACUGUUUCUCGUUGUGGUAUGAUUUGGUUUAGUGAGGAUGUGCUAUCUACUGAAAUGAUUUUUGAGAACUUUUUGUUGCAAUUAAGGCACAUUCCUUUGGAGGAAGUUGAAGAAGAAAUUUCCUACAAAAAGAAGAAAGAAGAUACUCUUAAAGAAGAUCUUUUAUCUCCUACAUUGCAGGUUCAGAGAGAUGUAGCUAAUAUACUGAGCCCACAUUUCACAUCUGAUGGGCUUGUUGUUCGAGCUUUAGAAUUUGCUUCCAGUCAAGAACAUGUGAUGGAUUUCACAAGACUGAGAGCACUAGGUUCCUUGUUUUCUAUGUUAAACCAGGCAUGCCGUAAUGUGCUUAACUACAAUCAUAGUCACCCAGAUUUCCCAAUGCAGCAAGAUCAGUUGGAUCGAUAUAUACCUCGUUGUUUGGUCUAUGCUCUACUGUGGUCCUUUGCUGGUGAUGGCAAACUAAAGAUUCGAUCAGAUCUUGGUGAUUUUAUUCGAGGUAUAACCACCAUUCCACUUCCUCCACAGACUGUAGCUCCAAUAAUUGACUUUGAGGUUGCUAUCAGUGGUGAAUGGUCACCAUGGCAAAGUAAAGUUCCGCAGAUUGAAGUUGAAACACACAAAGUUGCUGCUCCUGAUGUAGUUGUUCCCACAUUAGAUACAGUUCGUCAUGAAUCUUUGUUGUAUACAUGGUUGGCUGAACACAAGCCUUUGGUAUUAUGUGGACCACCUGGUUCUGGCAAAACUAUGACACUCUUCAGUGCUUUGAGAUCUCUACCUGAUAUGGAGGUUGUCGGUUUGAAUUUCUCUAGUGCUACAACACCAGAAUUAUUGUUAAAAACAUUUGACCAUUACUGUGAAUAUAAGAGGACUCCUAAUGGUAUAGUGCUUUCUCCAAUCCAACUUGGAAAGUGGCUUGUUCUCUUUUGUGAUGAAAUAAACUUGCCUGAUAUGGAUAAGUAUGGAACUCAGAGAGUAAUAUCAUUCUUAAGACAAAUCGUUGAACAUGGUGGAUUUUAUCGAACUACAGAUCAAGCAUUUGUGAAAUUGGAGAGAAUUCAAUUUGUAGGAGCCUGCAAUCCCCCAACAGAUCCUGGACGAAAACCUCUUUCCCACCGAUUUUUGCGUCAUGUGCCUGUUGUUUAUGUUGAUUAUCCCGGUGAAACAUCUUUAAAACAAAUCUAUGGCACUUUCAACCGAGCUAUGUUACGUCUUUUACCAGCCUUAAGAACUUAUUCUGAUCCUCUCACAGCUGCAAUGGUUGAAUUUUAUCUCAUGUCUCAGGAACGUUUUACCCAAGAUAUGCAGCCACAUUAUGUCUACAGUCCAAGAGAACUUACCCGAUGGGUACGUGGUAUAUGUGAAGCUAUCAGACCCUUAGAAACUCUGCCUGUUGAAGGUCUUGUGCGAUUGUGGGCCCAUGAAGGUCUUAGAUUGUUUCAAGAUAGAUUGGUUGGUGAAGAUGAAAGAGUAUGGACAGAUGAAAACAUAAAUAUUGUUGCUUUGAAGCAUUUCCCCAAUAUUAAUCCAGAUGCUGCCUUGACAAGACCUAUUUUGUACAGUAACUGGCUAUCCAAAGAUUACUUGCCCGUUGAUAGAGAAAGUCUACGAGACUACACCAAAGCUAGACUGAAAGUGUUCUAUGAAGAAGAAUUGGAUGUCCCUCUUGUGCUUUUCAAUGAAGUUUUAGACCAUGUUUUGCGAAUUGAUCGUAUUUUCAGACAACCGCAGGGUCAUUUGUUGCUGAUAGGUGUGAGUGGAGCUGGCAAAACUACCUUAUCACGUUUUGUUGCUUGGAUGAAUGGACUGAGUGUUUUCCAAAUCAAGGUUCAUAAUAAAUAUAGUGCUUCAGAUUUUGAUGAAGACUUAAGAGCUGUACUGAGAAGAUCUGGAUGUAAAGAUGAAAAAAUCUGUUUCAUUUUGGAUGAGUCAAAUGUUCUGGACUCUGGAUUUUUGGAACGUAUGAAUACACUCUUAGCAAAUGGAGAAGUUCCAGGUCUGUUUGAAGGGGAUGAAUUUACAACACUAAUGACUCAGUGCAAGGAAGGCUCUCAAAGAGAAGGCUUAAUGCUUGACUCCAAUGAAGAGCUGUACAAAUGGUUCACACAGCAGGUUAUGAAAAACUUACAUGUUGUGUUUACCAUGAAUCCUUCUUCUGAAGGGUUGAAAGACAGAGCUGCUACUUCCCCUGCCUUGUUUAACAGGUGUGUUCUUAACUGGUUUGGGGACUGGUCAGAUGAAGCCCUCUUCCAUGUUGGAAAAGAAUUCACCAAUAAGUUGGAUAUGGAUAAACCUCAUUAUUCUGCUCCAGAUUAUUUCCCAGCUGCCUUCCCUGGCCUCGAAAUGCCUCCUAAUCAUCGUUCAGCUAUUGUGAAUGCUUUUGUAUAUGUUCAUCAAACCCUGCACAAAGCCAAUGCUCGACUUUCAAAGCGAGGUGGCCAUGUUGCUACUGUCACACCAAGACAUUUUCUGGAUUUUAUCAAUCAUUAUGUAAAACUCUUUAAUGAGAAACAGGCUGAAUUGGAAGAACAGCAGUUGCAUUUGAAUGUUGGAUUACAAAAAAUACAUGAAACUGUUGAACAAGUGGAAGAACUUCAGAAAUCUCUAGCUUUAAAGAGUAGAGAACUUGAAGCGAAAAAUCAAGCAGCGAAUGCCAAACUUAAAGAUAUGUUGAAAGACCAGCAAGAAGCAGAGAAAAAGAAAAUGCAAUCUCAUGAAAUCCAGAAUGCCCUCAGGGAGCAAGAAGAAGUAAUUGCUGUUAAACGAGCUAGUGUAAUGGAAGAUUUAUCAAAAGUAGAACCUGCAGUUUUGGAUGCUCAAGCAGCUGUGAAAAGCAUCAAACGACAACACUUAGUUGAAGUGCGCUCUAUGAGCAAUCCACCUUUGCCAGUCAAGAUGGCUUUAGAAGCAAUUUGUCUUCUUCUUGGUGAACCGGCCCCUGAUUGGAAAUCCAUACGUUCAGUGAUCAUAAGGGAGAAUUUCAUACCAACUAUAGUCAACUUUUCCUCAGAAUGCUUAUCUGAUGACAUCAGGACAAAAAUGAAAAACAAAUACAUCAACAAUCCAGAAUUCAAUUUUGAAAAAGUAAAUCGUGCUAGUGUUGCUUGUGGUCCUAUGGUGAAAUGGGCAAUAGCUCAGAUCAACUAUGCUGAUAUGUUAAAAAGAGUGGAACCUCUUCGUGAGGAGUUGCAAAGUUUAGAAACAGCAGCAGAUGAAAAUAAGAAAAAGGCAGAAGAAAUGGAAAGUCUUAUCAACCAUCUCGAGAAGAGCAUUGCUGCUUAUAAAGAAGAAUAUGCCAACCUUGUGAGUCAAGCCCAGGCUAUUAAAGCUGACUUAGCAUCUGUACAAGCGAAGGUGGAUCGCAGUAUUGCCUUAUUGAAGAGUUUAAGCUCAGAACGUAAGAGAUGGGAAGCUACAAGUGAAACUUUCAAGAAUCAAAUGGCUACCAUUGCAGGAGAUGUUUUGCUGUCUUCAGCUUUCUUAGCUUAUGCCGGAUAUUAUGACCAGCAAUACAGAAAUAAUCUGUUCAACUACUGGUGCACCCAUCUUCAGCAGGCUGGUAUCCUAUUCAGAGCUGAUCUUGCCAGAACUGAGUAUCUAUCAAGUGCAGAUGAACGCUUGAGAUGGCAAGCAAAUGCACUUCCAUCUGAUGACUUGUGUACUGAAAAUGCAAUUAUGCUGAAGCGAUUCAAUCGUUAUCCUCUAAUUAUCGACCCCUCUGGACAAGCAACAGAAUUCAUAUUAAAUGAAUAUAAAGAAAAGAAAAUCACAAAGACUAGCUUCUUGGAUGAUUCAUUCCGAAAAAAUUUGGAGAGUGCUUUGCGUUUUGGAAAUCCUCUACUUGUACAAGAUGUAGAAAGUUAUGAUCCAAUUUUGAACCCAGUUCUAAACCGAGAAGUUCGCAAAACAGGAGGAAGAGUUUUGAUAACUCUUGGAGAUCAAGACAUUGAUUUAUCACCAUCAUUCUGCAUUUUCUUGUCAACUCGAGAUCCAACUGUUGAAUUUCCUCCUGACAUUUGUUCACGUGUUACAUUUGUGAACUUCACUGUAACCCGUAGCAGUUUGCAGAGCCAGUGUCUUAACCAAGUCUUAAAAGCAGAAAGACCUGAUAUUGAUGAGAAGAGAUCUGAUCUGUUAAAAUUACAAGGUGAAUUCCAUGUAAGACUACGUCAAUUGGAGAAAUCAUUACUGCAAGCACUGAAUGAUGCUAAAGGUCGUAUUCUAGAUGAUGACAGUGUAAUAAGUACUUUAGAGAAGCUGAAGAAUGAAGCUUCUGAAAUCAUGCACAAAGUUGAAGAAACUGACAAAGUGAUGAUGGAAGUUGAGAUGGUGUCUCAACAAUAUAUGCCUCUGUCUCAAGCUUGCAGUAGCAUCUAUUUCACGUUAGAAGGGCUUCAUCAAGUACAUUUCUUAUAUCAGUAUGCUCUCCAAUUCUUCUUGGAUAUGUACAAUGACGUGUUGACAAAUAAUCCUCACUUAACUGGUCAAUUGGAUAACAAUGCCCGCUUGUCUAUUAUUACAUCAGACUUAUUCCAGACAGUUUACAACAGAGUCACUAGAGGUGUUCUGCAUGAAGAUCGCCUAAUAUUUGCUCUACUCUUAUGCAAGAUCUACUUAAAAGGACUUUCCAGUGAACCCAACUUUGAACAUGAAUUCAAUCAUUUACUAAGAGGACGAGAAGGCAUUCUUCCUGGUCAACCUACUAUUCAUGUUCCAGGCUUGAAUCCUGAUCAACUUGAAGGCGCAACUGCAUUAUCUAAACUACCUGCAUUCAAAGAUUUGCAGAGGAAAUUGGAUGGAAUGGAUAAUUUCAAUACAUGGAUAGAAAGUGCAAAUCCAGAGCAAGAUGUGCCUGUUUUAUGGAGUGAUGAAAAACCAUUAACACCUAUUGGAACAGCAAUGCAUGAGUUACUUGUUACUCAAGCCUUUAGACCUGACAGAGUGAUUGCCAAAGCUCACCAAGUGGUUUCUGCAGUUUUGGGUCAUAGUUUCCUGGCAGAAGCAGAAGUUGAACUUGAUUUGGGCAGUAUAGUAGAAAAUGAAGUUAAAUCUAAUACACCCGUACUCAUGUGCUCAGUACCAGGCUAUGAUGCCAGUGGGCGUGUUGAUGACUUAGCAACAGAAUUAGGCAAGAGCAUCACCUCCAUAGCAAUGGGAUCUGCUGAAGGCUUUAGCCAAGCUGAAAAGGCUAUAAAUUCUGCUUCCAAAACUGGAAGAUGGGUUAUGUUGAAAAAUGUCCACCUGGCACCUCAGUGGCUUGUCCAGCUGGAAAAAAAAUUGCACACAUUAAAGCCUCAUGCUGCCUUCCGACUAUUCUUGACUCUAGAGAUCCAUCCCAAAGUUCCAGUUAAUUUACUCAGAGCAGGACGCAUAUUUGUGUUUGAACCACCCCCUGGCAUUAAGGCCAAUCUUCUUCGCACAUUCAGUGCUGUUCCAGCUCAAAGGAUGAUGAAAGCCCCUGGAGAAAGAGCUCGCCUCUAUUUCUUACUUGCUUGGUUCCAUGCAGUUGUCCAAGAAAGGCUUCGAUAUGCUCCACUUGGAUGGUCUAAGCGUUACGAAUUUAAUGAAUCAGAUCUUCGAGUUGCUUGUGAUACUUUGGACACUUGGAUUGAAACAGUUGCAAUGGGACGUACUAAUUUGCCUCCAGAAAAAGUGCCUUGGGAUGCAAUCUGUACUCUUCUUAGCCAGUGUAUUUAUGGUGGAAAGAUUGAUAAUGAAUUUGAUCAGCGUUUAUUGAAUUCAUUCCUAAACAAGUUGUUUACUGCUCAAAGCUUUGAACCAGAUUUCCCCUUGGUAACUGGUGUAGAUGGAAUCGAAGACAAGAUUAUCAAAAUGCCUGAGGGAAUAAGGCGUGAUCAGUUCUUGCAUUGGGUAGAAAAUCUCUCAGAACGUCAGUCUCCAUCUUGGCUGGGACUCCCAAAUAAUGCUGAAAAAAUGUUGCUACUAACUGGAGGAACUACUCUGAUUGCUAAACUAUUGAAGAUGCAGCUGCUAGAAGAUGAUGAUGAAGUUGUUUACUCGGCUGAUGAAGCAGAAGCCAAACGUAAAGCUGAUGGUCGACCUGCUUGGAUGAUUACUCUGCAUAACUCUGCUGCAACAUGGUUGAGAUUAGUACCUCAGAGUUUGACUUCGUUGAAAAGAACUGUUGAGAACAUAAAAGAUCCUAUGUACAGAUACUUUGAAAGAGAGGUAAAUGCAGCCGUUAAAUUAUUACAAAUUGUACGUCGUGAUUUAGAAGAUGCAAUUCAAAUCUGUAAAGGAGAAAAGAAACAGACCAAUUUCCACCGCUCUAUGAUUAGUGAUUUAGCAAAAGGUAUACUUCCUUCACACUGGCGUUGUUAUACUGUUCCUACUGGUUGCACAGUUAUUCAGUGGAUUACUGACUUCUCAGACAGAAUAAAACAAUUGCAAAAAGUUUCCACUGCCUCUAUUUCAGGUGGCACUUCUGCAUUGAAGAAUUUACAUGUUUGGCUUGGAGGCCUAUUUAAUCCGGAAGCGUAUAUCACAGCUACUCGUCAGUAUGUUGCACAAGCAAAUGGCUGGUCCUUGGAAGAAUUGGCCAUGAAGGUUAUUGUAACAGAUAAAGAUACGAAACCUCCAGAACUUGAUGAAUGCAGUUUUGGUGUUUCAGGUUUGAAACUGCAAGGUGCUGAAUGUAAAAACAGCCAGCUUUACUUAACCCUCACUAUAUCUGCUGAUUUGCCUGUAACUAUACUUCGGUGGAUUAAAAAAACUGAAGUUAAACCAUCAGGUCCAGAGGUAACUCUCCCUGUUUACUUGAAUACUACACGCAGCGAGUUAUUAUUUACAGUUAAUCUACCUGUUGCUGGCCAACAAAAAGAGCACAGUUUUUAUGAGAGAGGUGUGGCUGUUAUUUGUUCCUCUGCCCUUGGUUAAAUAUCUGUGAUGGACAUUUGUUACAUUAUUGGUACAUUACUAUUUUAGAGCUUCUUUUUUUGUUGUUAUGGCAGCUCUCUCUCCUUUUAUUUAACUCCAUGGACUUUAAAAUUUUAGACAUUAAUAUGUUUGCUGUGGUACAGUUAUUUGAGCAUGUGUUUAUUUAUUUCAUGCAUUAAAUUUUUUUUGAAAUCUCU
This is a messenger RNA of Argiope bruennichi, 14224 nucleotides long. RefSeq names its product dynein heavy chain, cytoplasmic-like (gene Dhc64C). NCBI's taxonomy places the organism in Eukaryota, Metazoa, Arthropoda, Arachnida, Araneae, Araneidae. Gene Ontology annotation, molecular function: minus-end-directed microtubule motor activity; ATP binding; dynein intermediate chain binding. The transcript has 91 exons. Gene Ontology annotation, biological process: microtubule-based movement. The record is from RefSeq and is a predicted model, not a curated record. Gene Ontology annotation, cellular component: dynein complex. Bases 81 to 14027 code for a protein of 4648 amino acids.